Messenger RNA from Cinclus cinclus, 714 nucleotides. RefSeq names its product platelet derived growth factor subunit A (gene PDGFA). The record is from RefSeq and is a predicted model, not a curated record. Gene Ontology annotation, molecular function: growth factor activity; platelet-derived growth factor receptor binding. The transcript has 6 exons. Lineage: Eukaryota; Metazoa; Chordata; Aves; Passeriformes; Cinclidae. Gene Ontology annotation, cellular component: membrane. Bases 1 to 714 code for a protein of 237 amino acids. Gene Ontology annotation, biological process: positive regulation of ERK1 and ERK2 cascade; platelet-derived growth factor receptor signaling pathway; positive regulation of cell migration.
AUGAGGACCUGGGCUUGCGUUUUGCUGAUAGGUUUUGGGUACCUGUCCUUUACCUUCUCCGAGGAGGCCGAGAUCCCGCAAGAGCUCAUCGAGCGGCUGGCGCACAGCGAGAUCCACAGCAUCCGCGACUUGCAGCGCCUCCUGGAGAUUGACUCCGUAGGAUAUGAUGAUGUUUCAGAAACAAACUUGAGAUCUUACAGUGUUCAUUCUGCUAAACAUGUGCAAGAGAACCGUCCUGUGCCCAUUCGCAGAAAAAGAAGCAUUGAGGAGGCCAUCCCGGCGGUGUGCAAGACGCGGACGGUGAUCUACGAGAUACCUCGGAGCCAGAUCGACCCUACCUCGGCCAACUUCCUGAUAUGGCCGCCCUGCGUGGAGGUGAAGCGCUGCACCGGCUGCUGCAACACCAGCAGCGUCAAGUGCCAGCCCUCCCGGAUACACCACAGGAGUGUCAAGGUGGCAAAAGUGGAGUAUGUUAGAAAAAAGCCAAAAUUAAAAGAAGUUCUGGUGAGAUUAGAAGAGCAUAUGGAAUGCACCUGUACAUCAUCAAAUACUAAUUCAGAUUAUAGAGAAGAAGAAACUGGCGAGACCGAGGCAUGGAGAAAAGCCUGUGCAAGGUCAUACAGCAAGGCUGUGGCAGAACCAGGGAGAGGACUCAGAUCUGAGUGCUCAUCCAGUGCCCUAAAUCACACGACCAUCUUCCCUUUCCAAGAAUGA